This is a messenger RNA of Arthroderma uncinatum, 2670 nucleotides long. Its product is annotated as exo-beta-D-glucosaminidase. The transcript is spliced from 2 exons. Bases 1 to 2670 code for a protein of 889 amino acids. The record is from RefSeq and is a predicted model, not a curated record. NCBI's taxonomy places the organism in Eukaryota, Fungi, Ascomycota, Eurotiomycetes, Onygenales, Arthrodermataceae. Gene Ontology annotation, molecular function: hydrolase activity, hydrolyzing O-glycosyl compounds. Gene Ontology annotation, biological process: carbohydrate metabolic process.
AUGUGGCCUAUCUUCUUCUAUGUUGCCGCUCUUCUGGUUGUAUCCCAUACAGCCGCUUCACCGGCCUCGUCCCUGGUUUCUUCGGCAGGACAGUGCGAAAUCAUUCCGGGAUGGCACUUACAAUCCGAACGCCGGCUUUCGGGCGAUAUGUCUAGCCUCUCUCUGCCAGGAGUUGACGUCUCCUCAUGGUAUCGAGUCGGUUCCCGCGGGACGGUGAUGGCUGGCCUUGUAGAGAACAACGUCUACAACGAGACGACGCUCUUUUUCUCAGACAACUUCAAGACGGUUCCUGACUCCGAAUUCCGCGAUGUUUCCUGGAUAUACAGAGAGCAGUUCAAACUACAGCCCCGGGGUGGGGAGCAUUUUACCCUUCAGACGCAUGGAAUAACUUCCAAGGGCGACAUAUACAUGAACGGGUAUAGAGUCGCGUCCAAGGACGUCCAGGCUGGCUCUUACGGCGGCCACGAGUACGAUGUGACCGAAUAUGUUCGACAGGGCGACAACUGUAUCCUGGUUAAAGCUUAUCCUACCAACUACCUGCGAGAUUUGGCCAUCGGCUUUGUCGACUGGAACCCUUACCCGCCAGAUAACGGCACCGGUGUUUGGCGUAAUGUUGAAUUCUCACAGACUGGCCCCGUCCGGCUUUCUACUCCCCGCAUUACCACCGAUUUCGCCCCUGGGGUAAAGAUGAGCAGCGUCAAGGUAUCAGUCAAAACGGACGUCCACAAUAUUGGCAAGGAGUCCGUCAAGGGCGACAUUAGGGGGACGGUCGGCGAAGAUGGCGAUAGCCGACGACAGCAUUCCAUUUCUGCAUCUUUCGACCUUAAACCCGGUGAAUGGAAGACGAUAACCAUGGAUAUCAACCCUAAAAAUCCAAAAAUAUGGUGGCCUGCUACGUGGGGCGACCAACCGCUGUAUACUGCACAAAUAUCGGCAUUUGUAGGCAAAUAUACCUCUGAUGGACCGAAGAAACGCAGGUUCGGAAUCAGGCAUAUUCACUCUCGAGUAAACUCCCGUGAUGCUAUCGAGUUUGAGGUUAAUGGAAAACCGUUUUUCGUUAUGGGCGCAGGCUAUACCUCUGAUAUCUUCCUACGAUUCGAAACUGGACGGAUCACUACCAUCUUUCAAUACAUACUUGACAUGGGUAUGAAUACGGUCCGUCUCGAGGGGAAGCAAGAACACCCAGAGCUGUAUGAAAUUGCUGAUCGCAUGGGGCUCAUGGUUAUAAGCGGAUGGGAAUGCUGUGACCACUGGGAGGGAUGGACAUACAACAAGGAUGGAUUUGGAGAGCUCUGGAAGGACGAGGACUAUCCAACUGCAGCCUCUAGCAUGCUCCAUGAAGCUGAGAUGAUGCAAAGCCAUCCUAGCAUGCUAGCCUUCCUGGUAGGUUCUGAUUACUGGCCUAACGAUAACGCAACUCAGAUUUACGUUGACGCUCUUAAACGUAUGGAUUGGAACGCUGCCAUCGUCUCCUCGGCCGCAAAACGGGGGUUUCCCAAGCUUAUUGGCCCUUCUGGUAUGAAAAUGGAUGGGCCGUAUGACUGGGUUCCGCCAUCCUACUGGUACGGUGAUAAGCUUGGAGCUGCCGGUGCAGGGGGAUUCGGCUCGGAACUCGGUGCUGGUGUAGGGACCCCAGAGAUCCGCAGCAUGAAGAGGUUUCUGUCUGAGGAAGACAUGAAAGACCUGUGGACCAAGCCUGAUAAAGCUCUAUAUCACAUGUCUGCUGGUGUGUCCCAAUUCCGCGAUCGUUCAAUUUAUAACAAAGCCCUGUACAGCCGGUAUGGCAAGCCGGAGAGCUUGGAGGACUACUCCUUGAAGUCUCAGCUUAUGGAUUACGAGGCGACUCGGAGUCAAUAUGAGGCGUAUUCAGCCUAUCAGAGUAAUGAGAAUUCAACUACUGGCCUGAUCUACUGGAUGCUGAAUCCGGCCUGGCCCAAUCUACACUGGGCACUAUUUGACUACUAUCUGAAGCCCAUAGCUGCUUACUUUGGAACGAAGACCGGAGCGCGUAUAGAACAUGUCGCAUUCGAUUACCGACAGCAGGCAGUCUACCUUAUUAACCAUUCUCUUUCGCAGAGCGGCGCCCGCAGUGUUACCGUAGACCUCGUCGACAGAGACGGCAAACCACUAGGUCGCGCCGUUAUCAAGACGACCACAUCAUCCCUCCUAUCCAAGAAACUAUCCAAAAUCCCUGACCUAGAUCAAAUCGCAGACGUCGUUUUCCUCCGCCUGCUGCUCAAAGAUGCAUCGGGUAAAGUAUUGAGUCGAAACAUCUACUGGCUUCCCCACAGGGAUGACGUACUUGACUGGGAUGCCUCGACCUGGUAUCAUACACCAGUGAAGGAGUUUGCGGAUUUCAAGUCAUUAAGCAAGCUACGCAAGGCAGAUGUCCAGGUAGAUAUUACCGCACAUGGACGUGACGUAUCGCUCGGUAGGACGACGGCACGCAUCGUUCUGCGCAAUAAAUCUAGCCACCCGGCUUUCUUUAUACGGCUGAGUCUGCUAGAUAAGGCGAUUAAUGAUGAGGUUACGCCGGUAUUCUGGGAGGAUAAUUAUGUCACGUUAUGGCCGAACGAGAAGCUGGAGCUGGUUGUUAGUUAUGGAGGUAAUGGUAGGGUUGAACUAGAAGUUUCGGGGUAUAAUGUGGAAAAGAAGAUAAUUCAACCAUGA